AUGAACAGCCGUUGGACGCGAUGGUCAGUACUGGGCAUACCGUACGAGUCGGCGGACAACGACUACACACCGAUCGACGCCGAGAAGACACUCUUCGUGGGGAACAAAGAGGUCGCUCACAAUCGAUACACACUGCAGACACUGGCCAUCACUCUAAUGGUGGCCGUCUGUGCCAAAGACAUGACCGCUCUGGCGGUGGACUUGCGUCCCGACAACUGUCGCUUCCAUCACAUCGACGCCGAAGACAGCCCUCACGAGGAUCUCAUGGCUCACUUCGACCGCGCCGUCGACCUCAUCGACGAAGAGCUCGUGGAUCGCGGCGGACGAGUGAUGGUGUGGUGCGGCGCCGGUUGGUCCCGAUCGGUGACGAUUGUGGCCGCGUAUCUCAUGCGAAGGGAUCGCUGCACCGGCGACGAGGCUCUGGAGCUGAUCCGUCGCGUGCGGCCCAAAAUCAAUCCAAACGCGGGUUUCGUGGCUCAGCUUCGGCUCUACCACGAGAUGAACUAUCGGCUCGACGUCACUCAUCGCGAGUAUCGGGUUUUUGCGGUGAUUGCGUUGCGACGCCGCGUGUGGACCGACAAGUACUGGUCCGACACACGUGUGGGCGCUCUUCAGCGCCAAUUCUCGGAACCCAUGCGAAGAUAUUUCCACAAAAUGGCCAAAAGUGUGGCCAAACGUGAGUCGCCGCCAGUGGUGGCCAUCACUGGCGCGAAGACCGGUCGCUAUCAUUGUCGCGAUUGCGACGGUGUUGUGGCCGACGAGUUGAAUGUGUUGCGCACCGCCGACGCCGACUCUGGCCACGGAUCCGGCGCUGAAGAGUGCGAUAAGAUGUUUGUGGAGCCCAUGGAGUGGAUGUUGCCGUCGAUCUGUGUCCAGAAGAAGGGCGACCUGUUGUGUGGCAACUGUUCCGUCCCUUUGGGUGCCUUCAAGUGGAAGGCAUUCAAAUGCGAUUGUCUUCUUCAUCAGCCAUUGCAAGACUCGACGGUCUUUAAGAUAAUGAAAACACAAGUCGUUUAUAAGUAA
This is a messenger RNA of Medioppia subpectinata, 1023 nucleotides long. The record is from the annotation of a GenBank genome assembly. NCBI's taxonomy places the organism in Eukaryota, Metazoa, Arthropoda, Arachnida, Sarcoptiformes, Oppiidae.